GGUUACUUAUGGCAUAAAUGUGAAACUGUGGGGGGAGCGCAGCCAAAAAGUGCCAUGUCUUUAUUGUGUAAAUUAAUCCAUCGAAAUUUCUGCCCCUGACAAGUACUCUUUCUUGAUACCCCUAAGAAAAUAAAUUCAUAAAGUAUUCUGUCAUAUUCCGUGUUUCAGUGAAAAUGUCUUCUAACAGUUCGUGUGCUACGUCAGCCAGAAGCAAGAAAUUGAAGGUUGUAUCACUUAUCACACUAACACUCAUUAACACAACAUGGGCUCUUAGCAUGCGUUAUUCUAGAACGCGUAAAGAGGAUUUGUUUCUAGGAUCUACGGCGGUACUGAUGUCAGAAGCCUGCAAGCUCAUUCUAUCGGCAAAUUUGGUAGUGUUUACAGAGGGCUCCGUCACGCAAAGCUUGAAAUCAAUGUUUGAUUGUUUAUGGAAGAACAAGUGUGACACGCUAAAAGUUUCGGUGCCAGCUCUAGCGUACCUCGUCCAGAACAACCUCCUCUACGUUGCCGCUACCAACCUCGAUGCUGCGACUUACCAG
Messenger RNA from Hyalella azteca, 539 nucleotides. RefSeq names its product UDP-galactose translocator. The record is from RefSeq and is a predicted model, not a curated record. The transcript is spliced from 3 exons. Gene Ontology annotation, cellular component: Golgi membrane. Gene Ontology annotation, molecular function: pyrimidine nucleotide-sugar transmembrane transporter activity. NCBI's taxonomy places the organism in Eukaryota, Metazoa, Arthropoda, Malacostraca, Amphipoda, Hyalellidae. The annotation marks the transcript as partial. Gene Ontology annotation, biological process: pyrimidine nucleotide-sugar transmembrane transport.